GUUUAAGGGUUAAAAAUUAUGGUCAGUUAUAACCAUUUUAAUUAUUCUGUGGCUAGUGGUGGUGACAGUGGCCAUUGUUGUUGUUACCAGGGUACAAGAAGGUUGUUUUCAAGGUACAAGGUCUGCCACUGCUACCUCAAAAUAUCUGCUCCCACUUUUCCUAGCGUGUUGAAGAGAUUUCCAGUAUGUGAAGGUUGAGGGGCAGUGCCAGUCGGACAGGUAUUGGAAGGUGACGUCAUUUGUUUGCUCUUGAACAUCACCGAAGAAUCAAACAUUUCUGCUGCUUUGUUCUCAAUUUCAAGGUAUUUUUCGUCAUGAAACCAAUCAAAAUCAUAUCUGUUUCUUUAGUAUAUUUUCCAUUCUAUGAAAUGAGGCCAAGAAAACGAGAAUACAAACAUAACCAUAUGAAAAUAUACCACUAAGGGGAGGCUAAUGGCUGAGAAGUAAAAUCCAUUAUUUAUGAUCCAAAUUCUUUCAUUUUUGGUGUACGUUAAGAAGCAUUUUUCCAACGUACAUUGCCCAGGUUUCAAUAAGAUAGCCCAACAAACAACUGGGAUCAAAUUCCCUAGAGCAAGAGCCCCUCACCAGCAUCAAGGAACCUCCCUUGAGGCCCGCUCAUAUCUGGAAAUUUCUCUCGCGUCUGGAAGCAAAAAAUCGACCGAGUGACUGCUCGUAUCUGGAAAAACUCGCACGUAGCUUUAAGACGAGGUAUGACAAAGCUCAGGAAGCAGAGAGAGAGAGAGAGGACCUAGUAGCGAUCAGUGAAGAGGUGGGGCCAGGAGCUUAGUCUUGACCCCUGCAGCCACAAUUAGGUAAGGAUGCAGAAGAAUGAGAGCUCAACUAGCAUCUUAACAAGAACACAGUCAGCAAAUGUGCAACAUAAUGACCAUGAGGAAAAUGCCUCCAGUGAUUCCUCAUCUCAGUGUACCGUUAAUUUUGAAAGGUCUGCAGAGCUUCGUAGUCAUAUGAGGGGACGUAGAGAGGAUGGAGACGGCAAUAAAGAUGAAGCAUCAGUGGCUCGUUUUUCAAGCUUGUUUUACCUCAGUCCAUCUCUGAUAGAGACAUUUGCUGCCUUAGGAGGUACAAGCAAGGCUUAUACAUUUAAUGAGGUAUUGCAAUUGCUGAAGAAAUAUUUACUGAGUAAACCAAGCCUGUGUGAUCCCAACAAUGUCCUCUACGUAAACUGUGGGGACGAUUCUCUUGGCCAAGCCUUAGGGGUUGAACGUUUCCAUUUUAAAGAUGUUAAGUAAGUACGAAUCAAGUAAG
Messenger RNA from Cherax quadricarinatus, 1266 nucleotides. The record is from RefSeq and is a predicted model, not a curated record. Lineage: Eukaryota; Metazoa; Arthropoda; Malacostraca; Decapoda; Parastacidae.